UAUGUCUGUAUGUCAUAAUGAUGAAUGCAAGAAUAAUUAAUAUUACCAAAAAACUCUUGUUGGUGCCAAGACGAACACUUCUAAUAAACAAAUGUUCCAGCUAUAAAAUGUUUUCCAUUCACUGUCUGAAACCUUGUUCUCGAAAAUCAAUAGUAGAUCAGACAUUUCGUUUGAUUUAUACAAAUCCGAAUGAAAAUCCAAAGUUUAGUUCAGCUUCGAGACUUUCGCCACUGCUAUUUUUAGCAAUUGGAUUUAUAGCAAAUGAUGAAGGCAAUGAUUCUCUACUGAAAAGAAAAUUAAAGGCAUCAAUACUGCACUACUCCGUGUCUGGGGAUAUAUUUGGAUUGCGACACACCUUGGGUGAAUUGAAAAAAUGUAGUGCAGAAGUUGCAGAUGAAAUAAUAAAUAGCACUCACAAAUAUGGUUGGACUCCAUUGAUGGCAGCAGCAGUCAAUGGUCAUAUUGAGAUUUUAUUGGCUUUGUUAGAUGCUGGUGCAAACCCCAAUCAUACAGAUUUGUUUACAACCUCUCGUCAUAUUUCUCAUAAAUUUCAUAUUGAUGAAUUGGGAGUUCGUCGUGAAAGAGAAAACAAUUUUAGCGAUAAAUUGAAUCAUUAUUCAAAUUUUUUGGGUUUUACUGCCCUACAUUAUGCUGCUGUUGCAGACUCUAAUUCUUGUGUUACUGCUUUACUGAAUCGUGGAGCCGAUGCUUUGAUAAAGAAUCAUUUAGGUCAUAAAGCAAGUUCAUAUGUGAGUGAGGAAAACGAAGAAUUAUAUGAUCUAUUGAUUUCUCAUGAAAAAGCUCAAUCUGUUAAAAAAGAAGCAGAAGAAGCCCAAGAAAGGCUCAAGUUUCCACUUGAAAAGCGAUUGAAAGAGCACAUUGUAGGACAAGUGGGACCUAUUUCUACUGUCUCCUCAUGCAUACGUAGAAAACAGAAUGGAUGGUAUGACGAGGAUCAUCCUCUCGUUUUUCUAUUUCUCGGCUCCUCAGGUGUAGGGAAAACAGAACUUGCUAAACAGGUAGCAAAUUAUUUACAUAAAGGGGAUAAAAAGUCCUUCAUACGACUUGAUAUGUCUGAAUAUCAAGAAAAACACGAAGUUGCCAAAUUAAUUGGAGCUCCUCCAGGAUACAUUGGCCAUGAUGAAGGUGGCCAACUGACAAAGAAAUUGAAAGCCAAACCUGACGCUGUAGUGUUAUUUGAUGAGGUUGACAAGGCGCAUCCCGAUGUACUUACAGUUUUGCUCCAGCUUUUUGAUGAAGGCCGUUUAACUGAUGGAAGGGGGAGAACAAUAGACUGCAAAAAUGCCAUUUUUGUUAUGACUUCAAAUUUGGCAUCUGAUGAGAUUGCGCAAUACGGUGCAAAACUUCGAAGAGAAGCAGAUAAUGUGAGAAAGAGUAAACUUGAUGAAACUGAAAAUCAAAAUUCCAUUCCUAGCCAGUAUAGCAGCGUAUCUCGCUCAUUCAAAGAAAAUGUGGUUCAACCUAUUUUAAAACGACAUUUUGGUAGAGAUGAAUUUUUGGGACGAAUUAACGAGUUUGUUUAUUUCCUCCCCUUUUCAGACAAUGAAUUAAUUGAACUUGUGGAAAGAGAACUGGAAAUGUGGAGAGCUAUUGCUGCUAAAAAGCAUAAAGUUAAAAUAACUUGGCAAACACCUUCAAUUCCCACCAUUUUAGCUGAUGGGUAUAAUAUAUAUUAUGGUGCUCGGUCGAUUAAGUAUGAAGUUGAUCGAAGGGUCGUCAGUUUACUUGCUAGUGCUCAUGAGCGCGGAAUAUUGAAAGAAGGUUGUAAUGUUUUGGUUUCUACUCCAACAAAAAAUGCUGAAUUAGCCCAAUCUAAUAAUUUAUCUAGCGCACCUAUUCAACUGGAAAUCAGAACAGUUGGGGAUAAAUCAGUAAUUGUGAGUGAAAAAGAUGUAUGGGGAUGGCAUCAUAGCAAUACUAGUAUGGUGUAAUGCUAUUGACAAUUCCGGACUGGGGAGCUGUUUGGAAAUCACUUUGACCACCGCUCAGGCUCCAAUGCCGCAAUAUUUAAGGUCUCAGAUUUUUAAAUCGAACUUUAAACCUAAAUAAAUAAAUGGAAUCAAAUUUUAAAAAACAUAAGCUGAAAAUAUUGAUAGAUUUUAUCAUUUUUAUAAGAUAUUAGAAAUUUAUAAAUUCAUAUGAAAAAUAAAUAGAUGUGUUGGGAGCUGGAGCCACUAAAAUUUCUGGUAAAGCUCUAGCGCCAUCUAUCAUGAGAAGCUUGCCUUUAAUCUGCACCAACAAAACAUUACAGAUAUGGCUUCCCAGUCCUGACAGACAUGAAUUAUCUGCAUUUUUUAUUAUAUUUAUUUCAUAUUGAUUGAGAGUUUCGUUUUGUGGAUAUUGUUUUUAUUAUUUGUGAGAUGCCUUAGGUUUACAGUGCAUUGACUAAAAUAUAUAACUGUAGGCUAUCUAUGAUAAUUGCAUGUUACAAAUGUUUAUCAUUGAUAGGAAUUUUUGCAUCCAAAUAAUUUGGUAUUCUUAGUUUCUUUUUUUUUGUCAAUUUUGACUAAAUUGGUUUAUUUAUUUCAAAAUGAAAUAGAAAUGAAAUAUGGCAAAUUUUACCGCAUACAAUUUGAUCAUGAUGUGACUCUUGAAAUAGCUAAAUUUUACAUUAGGAAAUUCUUAAUUUUGUUUUCUGAAUUCCCAAACCGGGAGUACUUGGAUAUUGUGUUAAACUGCAGGAAAUUUUUAGUGUCCACCUGCCUUGGAUUUGGCUUGAAUGGAACAGUAUGAAAGGGAUGAAAAAGAAUAACAAUCUAUUUCUACGAAAUAAUACUUUUUUGGAUUCUAAAUCAUAAUAAAUUUUGUUCAACUUCUUCGGUAUUCCUAUGUUGUUCCUUUGCCCUGGGUGCAUUGAAAAGGUAAUUUCUUCCUAAUUUUGUCAAUGAUGCUUAUUGUGGAAGUGUUGAAUUCAAUGAUUUGGCACGGCAUAUUGAAAGUUUGAUACUGUAAAUGUAUGUUUAUUUAACCUAUCACUAUAAUAAGAAUCCCAUAAAGAAACAGACAUAACUCAAGUAAUUCAUUGUGUGGUUAUACAGUAUUUUGCUGUUCCCCUUUACAUGUUGAUCAUUUUUCCAUGGUUCAAUGUACUUGUUUAACCAUUGGUUCAAGUGGAUAUAAUUUUCAUUCAAGCUGAUAUUUGUGAAGGCUAUGUGUCUCGUAAUCGUCUGAAGAAAUUAUUCCAAAUUGUGUUAGAUACGAAUUAUUUUUCUUGAAAAAAUGAGUAAUUUCCUAACAUUUAUAAUGAUCUUUAAAAUAAAUGAUCAUCGUCAUAUUGAACAUUUUUUUAUAAAAAUUAUCGCUUAAUUCAAAUUCAGAUUUUUGUCUCAUUUCAUUGGUGUAAUUACCUGAGCCACGUUACAUCUAUGGACAUUUUAUUUAUCUUGAUUAUGCUUAAAUUUCAAG
This is a messenger RNA of Styela clava, 3426 nucleotides long. RefSeq names its product mitochondrial disaggregase-like. Gene Ontology annotation, biological process: cellular response to heat. Gene Ontology annotation, cellular component: cytoplasm; mitochondrion. Gene Ontology annotation, molecular function: protein binding; ATP binding; ATP hydrolysis activity. NCBI's taxonomy places the organism in Eukaryota, Metazoa, Chordata, Ascidiacea, Stolidobranchia, Styelidae. The record is from RefSeq and is a predicted model, not a curated record.